Molecule: messenger RNA, 5584 nt
Organism: Pogona vitticeps (central bearded dragon)
Lineage: Eukaryota; Metazoa; Chordata; Lepidosauria; Squamata; Agamidae
Gene: GASK1B
Product: golgi associated kinase 1B
Cellular component (GO): Golgi apparatus
Source: RefSeq, a predicted model, not a curated record
CAGAUCCAUUAGGACUGAACAAUCACAUUCCUAGAGCAUUUCCAGAGUGUAUGUCCAAGCUCUCUCUCUGUCUUUCUCUCUCUCUUAUGCACACAUACACACACACACACACACACAGCUGGAAAAAGAGGAGGAGAAAUCUGGUCAUUUAGAAGGCAUGCAUCAUCAUAGUUGCCGGCAGCCGUUGGACUCUUAAAACUAUUUUCAUCAUGUGGAUUCACUGGAGAAAUGAUUUUCUUGGAUCAGACAUGCCAAAUUAUAAACUGGCUUGUUUGCUCUCUGUGCUCACCCCGGUUGCUGAGACUCUGGAGUGGUCGGUGCCCAAGGACCAGAAGGAAUUUGUUGUUGGGCACAGCCUUUGUGAUCUAUCUGGGAUUCCUCGUCAGCCAAGUAGGUCAUAUUGUUCCGCAACACAAAAGAAGAUCUUCAAAAGCAGAUGUCCAGAAUCUUCGAGAUGCUGACCAGGCCCUAUCCCUUGAUAUCCCAUUGGACAGCACCUUUUCAUUUCCUGACCUGGAAAAAACCCCAGCAGGGAACAAUGACUCUUCAGUGCUACCCAACGUGGUGUACAUUACACUGCGAUCCAAGCGUAGCAAGCCUGCCAACAUCCGAGGCACUGUGAAGCCCAAGCAAAGGAAGAAGCACAUCACACCUUCGCAGUAUGGAAAUAAGCAUCUACUACCCAGCAUUAGCCAGGACAAGACCUUAAUUCCAAGGUCACUUCAUGAGACUAGUAAUUCCAUUAACAAGUGGACCACGGCAGGAGGAGCAGUUCCAAAGAAAUCAAGACAUCACAAGGAAGAGAAAGAGAAAUAUAUGCCAAGAAAAUAUAACAGGCACUGGAAGCCUGUGGUGGCCCAAACAGGUGUGAAUGUUGAACCUAAUGCUCAGGAGAGCAAUAUCAGGAUAUACAGUGAGAGACCACCGUCAUGGCUGAGCAAAGAAGACAUCUUAAGUAUGCGUCUUCUGGCAGACUCCAAAAUAAAGAGUAUACAAGUGGCACCAUCGCAGCAUGGAGUACUUCUGGUAUUUGAGAGGGAUGCUAUUGUCAACGAGUCAACGAAAAGAGGUGUUUGCAGCCAAGGUCACUGUGGCUUAAUCAAGAGACCCAUUGACACGAGUGAAGUGUUUGCCUUCCAUUUGGAUAGGAUCCUGGGGCUGAACCGGACCUUGCCUACCAUUAGCAGAAAGUCGGAAUUUGUGCAAGAUGGUCAACCAUGUCCUGUUGUCCUUUGGGAUCCUUCGUUGGCUAAAACAGACAGUGAGACACACUCUUCACUGAAGCUCAACUGGGGACUUUACCAGCAACAACUAAGGCAGAAGUGUUGGCAAAAUGGCAGAGUGCCCAAAGCAGAGUGGAGGUGUACAGAUGUGCAUCACUUUGAGUGGUCCAAGAUGGCAGUCCUUGAUUUUCUAUUACAGAUCCAUCACCGCUUGGACAAGAACUGUUGUGGGUUCAAACCACGGAAGGAGGAUUCCUGUGUACAGAAUGGACUGAGUGGGAAUUGUGAUGACCAGGAUAAUAUUGCUUUGACUCACAUUAUCCAGAGAAAAGAUGACCCAAAGCAUUUGGUUUUUAUAGACAAUAAAGGUUUCUUUGACAGAAGUGAAGACAAUCUGGAUUUCAAAAUAUUGCAAGGCAUAAAUGAGUUCCCUGAAUCUGCUAUCUCUGUGUUGAAGAGCCAUCGUUUGAGAGAAAAACUUCUUCAGUCUUUGUUCCUUGACAGAAUUUUUUGGGAUAGCCAAGGUGGUCGCGGGGUUAUUGAAAAAUUAAUUGAUGUGAUUGAACAGAGGGCCAGAAUUCUUCUCACCUAUAUUAAUGCACAUGGUACAAAAGUGAUCCCAAUGAAUGAAUGAUGCUAUAAUUUUACGCAUACUCAUCUGGGAGUAAGCCAGACUAUAUACUUCAGGACUUACUUCUAAGUUAAUGGUUCCUAACCACCAGUAACCCAGGUGUUCUUGCAACUCCCAGAAAUCCUGGCCAGCACAGCUGGUGGUGAAGGCUUCUGGGAAUUGCAAUCCAAGAACCCCUGGAUUAUCCAAGGUUGGGAACCAAUGUUCUAAAUGAAUAUGCAAUUGAUUUUCGUGGAAAUGAGUAGAUAAAAUAACUGAGCUCUAAUGAAAAGACUUGGGCUUUUAUGAACUGAAUAAGAAAGCCUGCAUAGAUAGACAUGCACCUGUUGUUGAUAUUUUUUGAAUUCAAUUUUAUACAUAUUGAACUCAGUGGCAAUUAGUUCUGAAUAGACAUUUAUAGCAUUGCACUAUUAAUUCCCAAAGCACAAAUACUAAAACUAACCAUUUUGAACUAAGUAUUUUAUUAUCCAAGAUAGCAACAUUUCAUACUACUUGUUUUACAAAUCAUACAUAUUUGUUCCCAUCUUGGAAAAUAAACACUAGAUCCAAAUUAACGUUUGUGUAGUUAGAAUGGCAGAGGUGAAGUUCCUUACCAAUCUUCUCCAUGGCUGCCCCUCAAGCUCCCUGAAAAUAUUACAUACAGAACCUAUUGAAUAGGUUAUUUUCUGUGAGUGUAGCUCUAUUCAUGUAAAGUGAGAGUCCUGUUCAACAGUCCCUCUGAUUCUACAAGAUCCCUUGAUCCUCUAUGUAGUAUUUUCAGGGGACUGAAGAAGGAAAGUCUGUCUCUACCAGCCUACUUGCACAUCCAUAAAUAUAAACCCAACCCUAAAGAACACAGUCGAUUUCCCACCAUUUCUUGAGUUUCAGCAGGAAUAAGCUUGCUCACUUUGGGAGACACUUUCUGCAACAUAUGACCAAAAGUUGCAGCUUGCAAGACAACGUACACUAGGUUUGUUCUGCACUGAGUAGUUUCCAGGACUGCUGCAAUACUUGCUUAAAGAAUAUAUUUAUACCGGGCCUUUUUUUUUUUUUUUGGUUAAUUUUGGAGUGUGGAUGAUCAACUUCUGCUGUUGAGUUUUUUGAGCUUUGCUCUCAGAUUGUUGAGCAAAUAAAGAGCAAAAACUCUUAUAGUUAGUAACAUGUUACAUUUCUAAUAAGGAAUGUAGCUUUGACAGGAUUAAGCAGAUAUUUAGUGGGAAUGUUACAGUAUUUGCUUGCUGUGUUUUGUCAGUAAUUGUACACCUUAAUUUUUUUCCCUUCCUUUUUGUGGGCUCAUUCUAAUUAGUCUCUUCCCAUCCUCAGUUUCCUUCUCUCCUCUGUAAGUUCCAUUAAUUCAAAUGGGUCUACUCUCAAGGCUCUUUAGGUGCCAACAUUUUCUUCAGGUCUCUCAUUCAUAUUUCACUGCCUGCUCUGUACCCUUCAUUGAGUUUUCUCACCUAUAUAUUCUCUCUUCUCAACUUUACUGCAUCCAAAGACAUUUCUCCAGCCUUCAGCUUGCCUAUUGGGUUUUUAAAUUCCAUUCAUGUUUAUACAUUUCCUUCCCUUAUUACAGGAACUCUAUUGUAGAUGUAUUUUUGCCAAAGCCAUUGUAUAACCUGUUCCCUCAACCCAGCCAGUCACUGUUAGAGAUGAAAUUGCCAUCGGCACUAUACAGUAUAUUCUGUUACAAAUUGCCUGUGGAUUAUUUCUUUCAUAAAGUCCAUGUAAUGAGUAAUUGAAUGGUCUAUCUUUGCUCUGCCAUUCACCCAAUGAAAAUGUGUUUUUUCUCCCAGUGUAUAAAACACUGACUUUGUCAUUGUGACUUUGGACUUGAGUCAUAUUUUGGUUGAAUGUUCUGCAACAUUAUACCUUAUGGCUUUGAAAGCAUUCCUUUUGAUUAUCACAUUCUGAAGAACUCUGAUUGAAACCAAACUUUAAAGGGGCACAAAGAUCUGUCAGGAUCACAAAAUCACACAAAGAUCAGAAACUUAAAAGGGUCAUGAAGAUCAAUAUUGUCACUAGUAUGAAAACAUGAACGUAAUGCUUUUUAGAUCACCUUGUUAGUUUGUAGGUUUUGGUUUCAUGGAGAGGUUGGGGACUAAAUCCAGCUUCAUUCCUCAAUUGGAUUAGAUCCAUUAAAUCAGUGGCCAAAAUCCUGUUGCGUAUUGUAGUAAAUUGUGCUAGAGUAGGUCCAAUGGGGAUUGGUGACUCAACUACUUUGUAAGUUCCAUUGAUUCAAAUGGGCCCUCUCUAACUGUAGCUUACAGUUCUAUCACAAUAAGUUGCAACUAGAGUAACCUUAUAUGAAUCCAUGGAACAUAUGGAGGAGUUGACUUACCAAAUCCUGAUUGAUUCAAUGGGUUUAUUUGAGUGCAAUUUACUAAGCAACAGUAUUUUUCCUAAUGGGAUUUAACAUUAGUGUUGAUGUAAAGUCUCAUUUGUUCAAUAAGUUUACUUUAUUUGGGGUGAACAAUUGUAUUUAGCCCUUUAUCUCCACCACUAUUUGUUUAACCUCCUAAUAGCAGUUUAAGUGUCAAGUGGCCCUGCAAAGAAUCCUGAAAUUUAUUAUUUGAUGAGAAAGCUGAGUAUUCCUUUACAGAGAUUUCCCACUCAGAAAACAACGGUUCUCACAGUAUCCGGAGAGGAUGGGAAUUAAUCGACAUAUGAUAUGCCCUUUCAGAAUCUCAUCCACUUGUGGGUGUUCCUUACUCAUAAGUCAUGCCUGGAAUGCCAUUGAUUUGAUGAUCCAGCUGGAAUUAGUGGGAGUGCUUGCAAGAAAAAAACUGAAGUGAGCUUUCAAGUGAAAGUCUAAAACUAAAUGGACAAAAAUUAUAAUACUAACUAACAUUUUCAAAAUAGCCUUUCAUUUAUCUUGCUUGCCCAUUUAACAUGUGAAGAUUAUACUCCUGCAUUUAGACAUGGGGCAAGUUUUGCUCUGAAUGUGAAUCUUGAACAACUCAUUUCAAGAUUGAAAUAUUUCUUUGUCCUGAUCAUUUUCACAUCUGUAAAUCCAAUUUUGUUGGUUUAUAUGCUCCGUAGUGAGAAGCCUGUGCCUAACCAACACUUCCCGUGGGCAUUUAUAUGCUGUUUCCCAACCCACCUUGACUAUCAAGCAAGAAUGACAACUAAAUCGCCCUGGCUUUUAGAACAGUUGAGGGAUCAAGGAUUUUUAUUACAUUCUGGGAAAUAGGACAAGCUAGAUUAAGAAAUAAAGUCUUUCUUGGCAAUUCAGAAGCUAUGUCCACUUGUCUUCUUCACUUGUAAUCAUCUGUCCUAGGCUAUUUUCCUUUUUGGGGCAUAUAGGAUCAGACAUCACGUUCCAGGCUAGUCUGAAGAGAAUAGCUUAGGAAUCCAAGGUCUGUGUGUGGGAGAAAUGUGUUAUGAAGCAUGUCUUGUGAAAAAAUGACGUGGGGGUGGGAGGAAGCUUCUGGGUAAGAUGCCAAACUAUUAACAAUGCUGAGUGUUUUCCAACUUAUACAAUCAAAUCUGAGAAUAUGUAUUUACACACUGAGGAAACUUAUUUUUCCAAGGGUUCUUUGGCUACAGGUAUGAAAUCAGCUCUUUUCAGAUCUUCAUUGUACUACUCUCUGUUUCCCCUUUCGGAUAGAUCUUUUGCCUCCCAGAUAGCUCCUUUCUCCCUUCCUCUAUAACUAAACCCUGUCAAGCAGUUAAAUUGUCAGUUUUUAGAUUAGGCAUCCUUCAGUUUCGAGAGACUAUGGUAUCGUGCUCUGUAUGAAGGACUUGGAACAGC